Messenger RNA from Zingiber officinale, 1047 nucleotides. RefSeq names its product GATA transcription factor 9-like. Gene Ontology annotation, biological process: regulation of DNA-templated transcription. Bases 1 to 1047 code for a protein of 348 amino acids. NCBI's taxonomy places the organism in Eukaryota, Viridiplantae, Streptophyta, Magnoliopsida, Zingiberales, Zingiberaceae. Gene Ontology annotation, molecular function: sequence-specific DNA binding; zinc ion binding. The record is from RefSeq and is a predicted model, not a curated record. The transcript is spliced from 2 exons.
AUGUUGGCCGGCGACAGAGCGUUAGAAGCAGGGGAUAAUUCCGUCAUCGAUGAGCUGCUCGACGAGUUUUUGAACGAGGAGGCAGAGAAGGCGCCGGGGCUCGCCGCCGCCUGCAACUCGACGGACUUUUUCUCGGCCACCGGCGAGGACAGCUUCAGCGAUUUCUUGUUAGACGACGUCGGGACAUUUUUGACCGACGACUACACGCCACCCAGUUCAGUGCUAUAUAAUCAGAUGGAUUAUUCGUCGAUGGUCGCCGCAGAGUGUCGAGCCUCACUCAAGGCUAAUUUUUCUGGAGAUCAUUUUGAUUUAUCUAUGAAGGAUGCCAUCAGCGGUGGACUCGACGUGCCUAACGAUGAUUUGCAGUGGAUUUCUAGUAUCUUUGAUGAAGCUUCCUUCUUCAGUGGCGAAAACAUCCAAAAGACUCCCACCAUCUCCGCCGGCGUCGAUGAAAACUCAGACUCCAGGUCGCAAGCUGCCGAAUCGGAGGUCUCUCACCCCGAACUUGGCAUUAGAAAACCAGGCAGCAAGCGCCGCAACGAUGACUCCCCCAUAUCGACGUUGGAUUGGGAACUCGGUGUCCAAUAUGAGAAUAGCAAGGCAGCGAAUAUUAUGACGACGCUAAAGAAAAGAAAAGCGGCAUGCGGGGCAGCGGCGGCGGCGUCAGAAGGGCGCAGGUGCCUACACUGCCAGACCGACAAGACACCGCAGUGGCGCUCCGGACCGGAGGGCCCCAAAACGCUCUGCAACGCCUGCGGGAUGCGGUUCAAGUCCGGCCGCUUGGUGCCGGAGUACCGCCCGGCCUCCAGCCCCACCUUCGUGGGAUCGCAUCACUCUAACUCCCACCGGAAGGUGCUCGAGCUCCGACGUCAGAAGUUGAUCCUCGAUCAGGAACAGGAACAGGAACAGAAACAGAAACAGCGACGGCAGCUCCUCGGAACCUGCAGCCUUGCCUCCGUCGUCGGCCUUCCACCGGCGAUGCGCCCUCUGGAUGCGCUCUUCCACGGCCUGGGUUCCCGAGGUCAAUUUCAAUCUCCGGAAGAAUAA